This is a messenger RNA of Carya illinoinensis, 1252 nucleotides long. RefSeq lists its product as uncharacterized. The coding region runs from base 91 to 930 and encodes 279 amino acids. The transcript has 5 exons. The record is from RefSeq and is a predicted model, not a curated record. Lineage: Eukaryota; Viridiplantae; Streptophyta; Magnoliopsida; Fagales; Juglandaceae. Gene Ontology annotation, cellular component: chloroplast envelope; chloroplast thylakoid membrane.
CCACCAGUAUCCCAACUACGCUAAUUACCAAAACUUGAUAAAUUGCCUUUGGCAUUUUUGUCUCUGCCGUGACCGUCCCCGGCCCUAACCAUGGCUAUGGCGGCUGCUGCCUGUACUUGCUCCUAUGCGUCUCAAUUGCUUCCCCGCUCCAAGUUUUCCACAUUGACGUUUCCUUCUUCUUCUGUUUCAUGCACUGCUCCUAGUGUUAUUCAAAUCCCUUGUUUGCGCACAAUACGCAGAAACCCCUCAACUCGCUUAGCGGCGGCGAAGAAAGAUCUCAACGCCGUUCCCCAGGAGCAAGGGAAACAGCAGAAGAAGGCACAAGUGGUGGAGGAGGAGGAAGACUUGCCUUGGAUUCAGGAUAAGGCCUUGGACCUCGUGGAGUUCACCGGCUCCGUCGCCCAGGCCAUUCCCGGGCCUAGAGUCGGCUCCAGCUCCUUGCCCUGGAUUCUCGCUCUUCCUUUGGCCUAUGCCGGCCUGACUUUCGUCAUCGCCUUUGUCAAGACCGUCCGAAAGUUCACUUCCCCAAGAGAAAAGCGCAGGCGAUUGGUCAAUAAAAAUGUGAUGCUUUGCAAAUCAAUUGAUGAGGUAUUUCUGGAGGGAAGAGAUAACGAAACACUUGAUGAUGCUCUCAAGAGACUUGAGAAAAAGACUGGUUUCGGGAUGGAGGAAAUCUUGCGCAAGUACAUUCGGUAUGCUUUGAAUGAGAAGCCCUUCAACCCCGACUUGAUUUCCAAUUUAAUUGAGCUUAGGAAAGCUUCCAUGUUGGAUGAUUCCCAAGUGACUGAGAUUUUAAACGAAAUUUCAAGACGCAUUGUGAGAGAUAAAGGUCCCGUUGUCUUGGACAUGUCAGGUUAUUCUGAAAAGGGUUUCAAGAGAAAACUAGCUGUCCAGGCCCUUUUUGGAAAGGUUUUCUAUCUGUCUGAGUAGUUAAACCUGCCUCAAGCUGCAUUAUUGCAUGGGUGGAAGGAUCAGUAGAUGUUAAGGACAGUGGUUUUGAGAGUGUGGCCUACAGCUGAACUGUCUUCUUUGGCCCCUCAAAACGUUCUUGAAUAGAAAUGGUUUUUGAUUUCUGUAAAAGAGAAUUAAGGCACUGACUCAAAGAUCUUGAAUCUUAAUUCCUUAUGAGGCAUGGCACAUAUCUGUAAUGCAUGCAAGAAUUCCCGGUGUAUCUGUGUGUUUGAGACUUUGCACAGUUUUAUGACAUGUGUUUUUUUUAGAAUAAAAUAAAAUCGGAAAGAUAUUUUCAUUA